AGGCACUGGGCAACCAAAGUUGGCAUGAGUGUUACACAAAUCUUAAGGUGCACACAUAGCAGACACGCACCCUAGAGAAAAAACAAUCCUUCACCAUUCAAAAAUUAUAAAAUAUUCCCUGGAAAAAAAGACACUUUCUUUGAGUUCACAGAACAAUCCUGAAGCCAUCUCGACCCUCUUAAUGACCCCAGAUAUUUACUCUGCAGUUGAAGGAAAAACCUUUCCCAGUCGUUCUUUUCACUUACAAAUCCUUCAAAAGCUAUAAACAUCUCACAUAAAUAGGGGUAGAUCUGUGACAAUAGAUUCAAGAACUGAGGUAUUUACCAUUUCAAGGGAACGGCUCAGACUGGCCAGGAAAGGGCAACCAGCAAGCAUUGUCAGGUAUCAUGACAAGAGACAAGCCAGGAGACAAGACUGCCUCUUUCUGUGAGGUAUGUAUGAUGCUUGUUGAGUGGGCAGUGGUUUUCAACAAGGGUGCUGUGGCACCCUUUGGUGCCUUGAAUGAUGGUCAAGGGUGCCGUGAGCAACACUGGCCUCUGUCCCUCUUUCUCUCCCCCCCAUGCCUUCUUGCAUCCCUGCCUCCCAAAGGCUUGUGCAGCUGUUUGUUGUAGCACCCCUGGCUACAAGUUCCCCAGGCGAACGGUGCCUCUGGAACUGGCUAGGGGGUACUUCCCAGGCCCCUGUGGGGCAACAUGAGGAGGCACCUCUCUUUAGGGAAGGGGCAACAGCUGCGGCUGUUCAGAGGACUCCUAAGGAGAGGGGAGAAGAGAAGAGGGAACACUCCACAAAGGAAGGAGUCAGAAAAAGAACGAAAGGCUGCCAGUUCUGCUGGCAAGGGGUGACAUAGCUGGGCUCCUGAGCCUCACAGGGCUGCCACAGAAAGAAUGUAGUUGGUCAAGGGAGCUGUGGACUCAAAAAAGUCCCAGCCAGAUUUAGGGGGGGGGUAUAAAAAUAAAUUAUUAUUAUUAUUGUUGUUAUGGGAAAUUUCUCAAGUCUUUAAAAGUUGUUACACACACUUGUCUUGGCUCCUCACCUCCAUGCAACAUGUAAGGUGAGAAACUCUGUCACAACAGUAAAAUUAAUAUCUGCCUUGCUUUGACUGGUUCCUGCCGCCGCUCAUUUUUCUCUGACCCAUCAUGGAUUUAGCUCCAGCCCCAAGAAACUAGUAACUGAAAGGAGGUGGGUCAUGGGAAUUGAAGCGUACGCUUUCUGCAUACAACACACCCACUGCCAAGCAGCUCCAUCUCAUCUGCCCCCACCCCCAUACCACCCUCUCUCCUAAAAUAGACUGGGGUCACUGAGUCCUUCCCAGCAAUAGAAUUAGCCGUUCUGGAAGAUUCCUAAGAUGCUAUUAAUCCAGAGUUCAGAGUUAAGAAUUCAAAGGUCCCAAAUAUAAAAUAAACGUUCAUAAAUGUACACAGCAAACACAUAAGUAAGUACAGGGGUGCAAUCCUGUCAGCUUCUUUAGGAGACAACAAGAGUCUGCAAAGCAGGAUACAAAUAAUAGAAAAAGUAUUAAACUGUACAUUUCAAAGAAUAUAUAUAUAUCACCCUAGCGUUGUAUGGCAUUAACAUUGUUCUAACCACUAGGCCACACAGACUCUCCUAGAGCCUUGGCACUGAGGCCUGGAAUUCCAUGUUCUCAACUGCCGUUGCCUAGCAAUGGAGCUUGUGACCGUUUGAAGUUCCUCAGCAUCUCAAGGUUGGCAGAGGUGGCCUGUAGUGACCUUUGCACAGUCACUACAGGAGAGGAUGGCGUCCCAAAGACUCCUGGAGGUAAGUGGAGGUUGCCAUGGCCAGGGGACCUAACCCUGGAACCUAGAUUAAUGGUAUUGAAGGGCCAUUAGAAUUUUGUUCUCUAUAUGAUCCCAAAAACUCUUUUAGGCAUUUUCUCCUCUCUCAGAUGUUAGAGUAAAAAUGGGCCUCUCUCUCUGGAAUGUCUGGCUUAGGCGGGUAGAAGAUAAGAGCAAAGUUGAAUGAGUGUUAUUGUAACUCCAGACAGGGGGAGGCUGAAAAGGAGGAGGCGAACUGAAAAAAGGAGGAGGGUAACACAAGAAACAAAGCCCCAUCUUAUUGCUAUUAGUGUAAAUCACAUGUUUUACAUGUGAACACGUGUCUAUGCAUUCUAAGGGGUAUAAAAAGUGGGCGCACCCUUACUGGGGUGUGAAGGUUGCGAGCUUAUCGCUCUGUACCUUUGUUCUGCAUAUGCAUUUCAAAUAAAACCCUGUUAAUAACCUGCAAGGACGUUUUGCCGCUUUGUGUGAAUCUGUGCUCCGGGGACCCAAUAGCAGAUAUGGAACAGGUGCUACAGUAUCACCAAGUUUGGCAAAGAGCUAUCGAAAGUCAAAGAAAGGGUUGAGCUUUGCCCAAGUUUUUGGAAGGGGAGAAGGAAUGCCAACAAGGAAAAUUCAGUGUCCUAUACUGAAGUUGAUUGAAUAUUAUUUUGAACAGAGGAUUCCUUCUGAUUUAUGUACAUGUGAAUCUGGAAGAGACUUCAUUUCUAUUUAUACAUGCUGGAUGUUAUCUUAGUUCUAUAGUUUGGAAGGGAAAGGGGAAAACAGAAGAAGAAAAGAAAGUGUGAGCGGCUAGCCCAGUGGAGGGGAAGGGGGUACCGGGUGGAGCUGGUUUUUCUGCAGAGCUGAGGCAGGGAGCCCUGCUGCCCACCUGUCCACAGAGUCCAUCACAGGAAAGGGCUGCUCCCAGGUGCAGGCGAGGGAGAGACAGGAGCCCUGGCGGAGCUCUGCUCCUGGAGGAAGGACAGAUGAGAAACAGCGCCAUGGGCUCUGCUGAAACAGGCCAGCUCCCUCAGGUCUCCUCUCCCCCAACUCUUACCUGGUGGCAGCCAUUUCAUCAGGCUGCCUCAGUGGGAGAGAUGACAACAGCAUUUUAGACACUGGGUAGGGCCUGAGCUUGUGAGUUGUCUUUUCGUCUGCCCUCCUUGCCCCCUUUCUUUGUGUGUUGUAUUUCUGUUGGUCAGAUUGUUUCUUACAAUAGAAGUCUGCCAUUAGGGAGUUUCUUGCAUUUGAUUUCAUGGAAGGCUCUCUUGGAGCCUUUUUGGCUUAAGAGAGGGGUACAAAUGCUCUAAAUGAAUAGAAGGAUGAAUAAGGUCUCUAAGAAAAUGGAGGACAGAGAUUUUCGGUUUGUUUCCCAACCUACCUCAUCUGCGCUUUCCUGAUCAACACAAAAACAUGAAUGGGUCUGAUCCAUUCUUCACAUUCUGAUGUCCCUGUUUCUCUUUUCUCAUGGACAGGGAAUUGAUUUUGAUGAAGAUCAAAUAUCAGAAAUCAGCCUGGAAGAUGGGGAGGAUCUUCCUCCAAGGUAAUCCUGUGCUAAUCCUCUCCCACAUAAUCAAUUGCUUUCAAAAAAACAACCACCCGGUCCAUUUCUAUGGUGGUGGUGCUUGGGGUCUUUGAAGGAUGGGAGGUAAUAAAGCCUUUUUACAAAAGUGCUACUCCUCUCUCCCCUCAGCAUCCCAACCACAGGUUCUCCGGAUGCGGCUGAUCUUCCUCCUGAAAGCGUCAGCAAGGAACAUCUGAAGGCCAGACUUACGGAGGUCGUCGCCACGAUGAAGAGUGGGAAGAUCCGAAGGAAGGCGCUCCGAGAUCUUUCCGCCCUCCUGCAGAAGAUCCAGGAAUAUGUGAGUUACUGAAUAAUAAUAAUAAUAAUAAUAAUAAUAAUAAUUUAUUAUUUAUUAUUUAUACCCCACCCAUCUGGCUGGGCUUCCCCAGCCACUCUGGGGGGCUUCCAAAAAAAUAUUAAAAUACUGUAAUACAUCAAACAUUAAAAGCUUCCCAAAACAGGGCUGCCUUCAGAUGUCUUCUAAAAGUCUGGUAGUUGUUGUUCUCUUUGACAUCUGAUGGGAGGGCAUUCCACAGGGAGGGUGCGACUACCGAGAAGGCCCUCUGCCUGGUUCCCUGUAACUUGGCUUCUCGCAGUGAGGGAACCUCCAGAAGGCCCUCGGUGCUGGACCUCAGUGUCCGGGUAGAACGAUGGGGGUGGAGAUGCUCCUUCAGAUAUACUGGACCGAGGCCGUUUAGGGCUUUAAAGGUCAGCACCAACACUCUGAAUUGUGCUCGGAAACAUACUGGGAGCCAAUGUAGGUCUUUCAAGACCGGUGUUAUAUGGUCUUGGCGGCCGCUCCCAGUCACCAGUCUGGCUGCCGGGUUCUGGAUUAGUUGUAGUUUCCGGGUCACCUUCAAAGGUAGCCCCACGUAGAGCGCAUUGCAGCAGUCCAAGAUAACCAGAGCAUGCACCACUCUGACGAGGCAGCCCGCAGGCAGAUAUGGUCUCAGCCUGCGUACCAGAUGGAGCUGGUAAACAACUGCCCUGGACACGGAUUUACCUGUGCCUCCAUGGACAGCUGUGAAUCCAUGUUACAACAACUGGGCCAGGGGAAUUUUCCACUUCAAAACAAAUUUUGACCGUGGGAUUGACCUUGGGCUUCAACUAGAGUGUUAUGGCAGAUGGAAAAGAAAUGAUAGAGUUGCUUCAAGAGAAAACAACGAGGUCUGGUAGAUCUUUCCGCACAGACACUGGGCUGCAGCGAAGAGCAUCAGCUUCUGGCCCCUCUGCACCAUUAGGGGCUGCAUCUGUACAACCUAAACCAAAAGGAAUGGCAUCUGAAGAUGUUUUAGCUCUGGCACUAGGCAAAAUUAAUGAAUCUUUGGAAAAACUAAGUAAACAAGUAGCUGAAGCAUCAAUUAAAAUUGAUCAAAAUACUACAAGCAUUAAUAAUUUGGGACAGAAGGUGAAUACUAAUACAGAAACUAUUGGGAAACUGCUACAGGAAUCUACUUUGACCCAAAAGACAGCUGAAGAAGCAAAGGAAAUAGCAGUUGCUGCAGAAGAGAAGAUACCACCGAUACAUAGGCAACUUGAGGACCACAGGUCGAUGUUGUCUAUGAUUGAAUUGAAGGAGAAACAAACGAAUUUGAGGAUCAGGGCCGUACCUGAACUUGAGAAAGACAAUUUGAUUGACUUUCUUAUGCAGGAAUUUGCAGACUUUUGGGAUUUAGAUUUGGAGAAGGAAGAUUUUAAGAUAGUGAGUGCUUUCAGGCUUGGAAGAGGGGGGAAGAAGAACAGGAUGAGAGACUGUUUGAUCACCCUCCGAACAAAAGAGGAGAGAGACAAAAUCUUGAGUCUGCACUUUCAGAAGACUCUGGAAAUACAUCAGUCAAAAGUGGAGAUAUUUAAAGACAUCCCGAAACAUCUUUUGGACCUCAGGUCCAAUUACGGAGAUUUGGUCGCCCUGUUGAGAAGCAACAGAGUUAUCUUUAGGUGGGAAUUUCCCCAAGGCCUAUCUUUUAGCUUCAAAGGAAGAAAGAUAAAAAUAAGAUCAGUGGAUGACAAAGAAAGAUUUUUGAAAGAUCACGGAGAAGAUUUGCAGAAAGAAUCUGGAGAAGAGCUAAGAGCACUAUAAAGAGGAAUACCAGACAUAGCAAAACUACCUUUUGGACUGGACUGCUUAGAGAAAGCGAUACCACCGACAGAACAAGAACAAACACUUGGCGCAGUUGGAGGUAAAGCAAAGUAACUACAUCAUGGCUCUGCAACUAUUAAGCUGGAAUACUAAUGGUCUUAACUCCCCCCAGAAAAGGAAAAGAGUUUUUCAUUUAUUAAAAAAAGGAACAAUUGGACUUGAUUUGUCUACAGGAAACACAUGUGAUAAGGCUACAUAGAAAAGUAUUGAUCAACAAAAGACUGGGCCAGGAGUUCAUCUCAUCGGACAAAGUUAAAAAAAGAGGAGUAGUGAUUUAUGCAAAGGAGAGUUUAUCAACGAAAUUUAUCUUUAAAGAUGACCAAGGAAGAUUUGUGGCAAUUGAAAUUCAAAUACAAGGAGAGAAAUUUUUGAUAGUAGGAGUUUAUGCACCAAAUGAGGGGAAAUCUGAAUUCUUUAAAAAGUUGCACGAGACCUUGAUGGACUCUUUGGACUAUAAUGUGAUUCUGAUGGGGGAUAUGAACGGAGUGGUAUCUACAAAUAUGGAUAAGGCACAAAGACAGGUAGUCACUAAGGAUGGUAGACUACCGAAAACAUUUUUUGAGAUGACAGACAACUUGGACUUAGUUGAUAUCUGGAGAAUAAAGAAUCCCUUGGGUAGAGAGGGAACCUUCUUCUCUGAAGCCAAAAUGACAUGGACAAGUGUAAUGGGUUUAGGGGUUGCUCGUGCGUAAGUUGCCGCCACUCCUGGCUAGGUUACCUGGUUAACCCUUUCUGACUGAACAGCCUCCAGCAUCGUGACUGUCUCAGUCGCUGGCAGAAUCCGUCAGUGGGCAUUUCUUAAACUUUUUCCAGCACAAAAGUUCCUUGACGCCAAGUCUCCUCCUACUCUCCCUGCGCGGAAGUCUUCUGCGCAAGGAGGGUGUGGGCAGUGGAGUACCCGUAUUCUCUCCGCUGGUGUCCGGCGAGGAGUCUUGGAGCCUUCUCCCCAAUUCCCCCAUCUGCCCCCCUUCUCUACUGGUGUUACGCUGAUUUCCUUCCCCAGCAGACGGGCUCCCUCUCUCCCUACUGGGACCCUCUCCGCCAUCCCUUUGGAGCCUCCCCUCCGCUUCCAGCUCCGAUGGCAGUUCCCUGACAUCCAUCUCCCCCCCCCCAGGACCCCCCCCACCCUCGGCCCGACCUUCUGAUCCAACCUCAUCCCUUUCCUCGGCCAAUGAUGCGGGGAAACCCCUGAAGGAGCUGUCGCCAUCCUCUGAGGAUUCAAAACCCGCUUCCCACCCGCUUCGAACUCUUGCCGCGGGGUGGGCCUCCCAGUCUGAUUCUUCUCCCUCUGACAUCUCCCCUCCUUCCUCUUCGGAGGCAGGAAAACCCACAAAUUUCUCCUCGUCGUCUGUGGUUCCAAAUUCUUCCUCCCAGAAUCUCGCUAGUGGUUUUGGUUUGUCUGGGAACAGGCUGUGGAAUUCUUCCACUAGAUACCCAUCAUCGACUGCCUCAGCGGGGACCCAAGUGUUUUCUGACUCGGGUUCUCCUUCCCAAGCCACUAAGUACUCCACCUGGCGCCCUCACCACCUUGAAUCGAGUAUUUCCGUGGCUUGGUUUGGAGUUCCCUCUCCUCUACACGCGGGUGGGCGGUGACUCCUCCCUCCCGCCCCAGGAAUUCCCACCCCUCCCUGUACGGCGAGAGUAGGGACCUAUGGAACACCGGAUGUAUCUUCAUGCUGUCAGGCAACUUGAGCUUGAAUGCCACAGGGUUCACCUGCUGUGUUACCUCAAAAGGUCCCAGCCGCCUUGGCUGCAACUUCUUGCACCCUCCCUUUAGGGGCAACCCUUGGGUUGACAACCACACUCGGUCUCCCACCCGUAUGGCAUCCCCCUCCCGAAGGUGCUUGUCUGCCUGCCUCUUAUAAACUUCCUUGGCCCGCUCCAAGUUCAUCUUGAGUUGCUGGUGCAAUGCCUCCAUUUCUUCCACAAACUGUUCUGCCGCAGGUACACUCCACCCUUCCUCCCCCCUCCCCGGGAAGGCCCUGGGGUGACACCCAUAAUUGGCCAUGAACGGGCUCAUGCCCGUGGACACAUGUUCAGCGUUAUUGUACACAAAUUCAGCCAACGCAAGUUUCUCUACCCAAUCGUUCUGUCUCUCGCUGACGUAGCAGCGUAGGUAUUGCUGGAGUAUACUGUUCGCUCUUUCUGCUUGCCCGUUGGUUUCCGGGUGUCGCGCCGUCCAGAAGCCCACCUCUACCUGCAGCAAGCUCAUGAGCUUCCUCCAGAACCGGGAAGUAAAUUGUUUCCCGCGAUCUGAGAUGACCCUCGAGGGAGCCCCAUGCAACCUGAAGAUGUGAUCCACAAACAACUUGGCUGUCUCCUCUGCUGUCACCACAUGUGAGCAAGCUAUGAAAUGGCACAUCUUCGUCAGUAGAUCGACUACUACCAUGACUGCUGUCUUCCCCCUGGACUUGGGCAAAUCUGUCAUAAAAUCAAUGGACACCACCUCCCAGGGUCUUCCCGGCGUGGGUAAGGGUUCCAGUAACCCUGCGGGGGCAGCCCUCUCCCCCUUUACCCUUUGGCAGCGGUCGCACCCCCGUACAUAUUCCCGUACAUCCUCCCUCACCCUUGGCCACCAGAACUGCCUGGUGACGAGCAGCAUGGUUUUGUGCUGUCCAAAGUGCCCAGCUGUGGGGUUGUCAUGGAGUUGUUUGAGUACCUUCCCCCUCAGGGUCUCCCCCGGUACAUACAGCGCCCCCUUAUAGUACAGCACCCCUUCCUUUUCCUCAAACCCCCCAUGGUUUUCUCUUCCGUCUCGGAGUUCCCUGAUUUUAGUUUGAGCGAACACGUCGUUUCUAGUAAGCCCGGCCAGUUCUCGUUUCCCAACCAAGGCCCCCACACACACCCAUCGGUCCUCGGGGAUCACGUGUCGUAUCUCCGGCGGUCCCUCUCCUUCCAUGUACUCUGGCUUCCGGGAGAGAGCAUCUGCUCUUACGUUUUCCUCUCCCGGCACGUAUCGGAUCUCGAAGGAAAACUUGGAGAACUCCUGUGCCCAUCGAAUCUGUCACUGGUUGAGUACUCGUGCGGUCCUCCAGUAUUCCAAGUGCUUGUGAUCAGUACAAACCUGGAUCUUGUGCUGCGCCCCUAUUAACAGAUGUCUCCAUCGGCGAAACGCCGCAUAGAUCGCAAGCAGUUCGCGGUCAUACACCGUAUAGUUUUGCUCCGACUUGCUCAGCUUCCUCGAGAAAAAGGCACACGGCUUCUAUUCCUGCUUGCUCCUCCCUGGCUGCAAAAGUACUGCCCCAAUGGCUCUGUCGGACGCGUCGGUCUCUAGCCUCAUGGGUUUCUCCAGAUCAACGUGUAGGAGCUGCUCUUCCGAAGCGAACGCCUUCUUCAGUCUUUCAAAGGAUUGCUGGGCACUUUCUGUCCAGGCGAACUUCCUUUUGCUACUGAGACAAUCUGUGAUGGGCGCCGUUAAGUGGGCGAAGUUCUUGAUGAACUUCCUGUAGAAGUUGCUGAACCCUAGGAACCUCUGCACAUCCUUCCGGGUUUUGGGGGCUUUCCAUUCCAGCACUGCCUGCACCUUGCUUGGGUCCAUAGCCAGUCCCUUGUCUGACAACUUGUACCCCAGAAACUCGACCUCUCUGGUGUGAAAUUGGCAUUUUUCCAGCUUGACCCACAACUGGUGCUUCUGCAGCCUCUCUAGCACUUCCCUGACGUCUCUGACAUGUUGCUUCUCAUUGUCUGAAUAGAUUAAGACGUCGUCCAAGAAGGCUACGCAGUUCUUGUACAGCAGGGGCCCCAACACGUGGUGCAUGAAUGCUUGAAAGCAGGCGGAGCCCGAUUGUAAUCCAAAUGGCAUGACCAAGUAUUCAAAAGCCCCCAGGGGGGUGAACAUGGUGGUCUUCCAUUCGUCCCCCUCCCUUACCCUGAUCAAAUUGUACGCUCCCCUGAGGUCCAGCUUGGUGAAAAUUUCCCCCUGCCUCACCCGUGUUAAAAUGUCGUCAAUCCUGGGCAUUGGGAAGGUCACGGGUUCAGAUACCAAGUUCAGGGCCCGGUAGUCCACGACCAGCCUGGGCUGAUUAGCCCCUUUUUUGUCCACAAAGAACACCGGACUGCCCCCCACCGCCUUUGAUUCUCUUAUGAACCCCCUCUUCAGGUUCUUGUCAAUAAACUGCCAUAACUCCUGCAUCUCCCUGUCCGACAUGGCAUACAGCUUACCCACCGGCAGCUGAGCCCCUGGGAUUAAGUUGAUUUGGCAGUCAAAGGGCCUAUGGGGGGGUAGUCUGUCCGCCUCCUUCUCGCUGAAGACUUCCUUUAGGUCAGCGUAUGGUGGUGGCACCUCUCCCUUUGUUUCCACCGCCAGCCCAGCCACCCUAGCCACUGUCAUUCUUGGGGUGUCCCCCCCCCCAGACAGUGUUCCAAACAGUAAGCUGACCCAAAGGUGACUGACCGCUGAUGCCAUGACACUACUGGAUCAUGCAGUGCCAGCCAGCUCAUUCCCAGUAUUAUUGGGGGUCCUUCCAGUGUGGCCUCGUGAAAGGCAAUGGUCUCCGUGUGCCUGGAAACCCUCAUUCGCAUUGGCGGGGUCUGGUGUGUCACUUCCCCUCCCAGAAGUUCCCUGCCAUCGAUGGUGGUCACUUGCAAGGGAAAAUCCAGGGGUAGCAAGUGUAUUUGGUGCUCCAAAGUGAAGUCCCUGCUAAAGAAAUUGCAGGAGCUGCCCGAAUCCAGCAGCCCCUCAACCUUGACUGGGUGCCCAUUCGGGAGUUCUAGCACCACUGCUAUGGCUAUCGCUGCCCUGGGGGGGUCAGGCUGGGGCACUUCUAUUGGUUGCUGGCCUGGCUGCUGGCCCCUUUGGUUGGCAGCCAGGCACUGUCGUUUCCCUGCGCCUGCCCUUCGUCCCCCUUAUCCUCACAGCCAGCAGCCCCUACCAUCCCUUGCCAGGCCUUUCUUUGAGGGCAGACCCUUGCAAAAUGUCCCGGCCGUUGGCAGAGGAAACACUUCUUGGUGGUUUUCCACUCCUUCCCCUCCCUCUUGCGACCUUCACUGGAGUUUGAAACCUCUCUCUCGCGCGCGCCACCUAUUUCCAUUGGCUCAGCCGCCUGGGAAAGCUGUCUUGGUAUUUCAGGAAUGUGGUAGUCAUGGCAACGUUCCCCUCUCACUUCGCGUUUCUCCUGAGCCCGCGCUUCCUCCCUCACUCCAAUCGCAAGCACAGCCUUGGUCAGCUGAUCCAUCGACUGCGGGCGGGGCGCGAGGGACAGCUUGUCCUUCACCGUUGGGGACAACCCCUCCUCAAACAACAUUUGAAUAGGUUCAGAGUCCAGAUCCCACCCGAGACGGUGGACCAACAUUGCAAAGCACGGAGGGUGUGGGCAGUGGAGUACCCGUACUCUCUCUGCUGGUCUCCGGCGAGGAGUCUUGGAGCCUCCUCCCCGAUUCCCCCAUCUGCCCCCCUUCUCUACUGGUGUUACGCUGAUUUCCUUCCCCAGCAGACGGGCUCCCUCUCUCCCUACUGGGACCCUCUCCGCCAUCCCUUUGGAGCCUCCCCUCCGCUUCCAGCUCCGAUGGCAGUUCCCUGACAACAAGAAUUGACCAAAUAUGGGUAACUAGAGGAAUGGCACCAAAGACGAGAAAAGUGGAAAUUUGUCCAAAAACCUGCUCCGACCAUAAUGCCGUGAAGAUGGAGAUGAAACUAACACCAACUGGCUCUUUCAGAUGGAGGAUGAAUGACACCUUAUUUAGAGACGAAGAAGUGACUAAGAAGGCCCAAAAAACCUUGAGAGACUAUUUCGAGACAAACAUGAACACUAAUGUUGAAAAAAGAGUAAUCUGGGACGCAAGCAAAGCGGUUAUGAGAGGGUUCUUGAUACAACAGAAUGCAAUAAAGAAGAGAAUCCAAAAUGAGAAGAAAGAUAAAAUUUUGGAGAAAAUAAAGGAAAGUGAGAAGAAAUUGAGAGCAAAACCAAAGUCGCAAGAGAUCUUGAGAGAAAUAAAGUUAUAUCAAGUACAAUAUAUGAAAAUGAUGAAUCAGGAAAUAGAAUGGAAAAUUAAACAAAUGAGACAAAAGACAUUUGAGUCGGCUAAUAAAUGUGGGAAAUUGUUGGCCUGGCAAAUGAAAAAAGACAAAAACUAAACACUAUUAUAAAUCUAGAAGUGGAAGGAAAGAACAUACAGAACCCAGUCGAGAUUAGAAACUGUUUCCAGAGGUACUUUAAACAAUUAUAUACACAAGGGCCACAGAAAGAAAUUGAUAUAGAUCGAUUUUUGAAAAUAAAUGGAUUACAAAAAAUCUCUCAAGAAAACAAAUUAAUGUUGAAUUAUAAAAUAACUGAACAGGAGGUAGAAGGUGCCAUUCAGAAUAUGCAAUUAGGUAAAUCUCCAGGACCGGAUGGAUUGACUUCUAGAUACUACAGAUCUUUAAAAGAAUGGUUGGUACAACCUUUAAAGGAAGUCUGUAAUGAAAUAUUGGAUGGGAAAAGGGCACCAGAGUCGUGGAAGGAAGCGUAUAUUACACUUGUACCGAAAACAGAGACUGAAAAGACGCAACUCAAGAACUACCGCCCCAUAUCACUGCUCAAUGUGGAUUAUAAAAUCUUUGCAGAUAUUUUGGCUAAAAGACUAAAAAAAGUGUUAGUGGAAGAGAUUCAUAAAGACCAAACAGGCUUUCUCCCGGGUAGACACUUGUCUGAUAAUAUGAGAAAUAUAAUUAAUAUUUUAGAAAAAUUACAAGUGAAUAUUAAUACCAAGGCAGUUUUGAUAUUUGUGGACGGGGAGAAAGCUUUUGACAACAUUUCUUGGAGUUUUAUGAAGAAGAACCUACAGGGGAUGGGGGUAGGUCAAGGCUUUGGAAACGGUAUAAGUGUAAUUUAUUCAGAACAAAAGGCUAAAUUAAUUGUCGAUAACGUGGUGACGGAGGAAUUCAAGAUAGAAAAAGGGACACGACAAGGUUGCCCAAUCUCCCCAUUGCUUUUUAUAUCGGUCCUGGAGGUCCUGUUGAAUAUGUUUAGAAGGGACCAAUUGGUUAAAGGUAUACAAGUCGGAGCUAAACAGUACAAAUUGAGAGCAUUUGCAGAUGACUUAGUAUUGACAUUACAGGAGCCAGAAUCUAGUACUAAAAGAGUCUUGGAACUGAUUCAAGAAUUUGGUCAGGUUGCGGGAUUUAAACUGAAUAAGUUAAAAACAAAGGUCUUAGAGAAAAAUUUAACAGCGAUUGAGAGAGAGAGGUUUCAGAAUGAGACAGGUUUAACAGUGGUUAAGAAAGUGAAAUACCUGGGGAUUAACAUGACAGCUAAAAAUGGGAAUUUAUUUAAAGACAAUUAUGAAAAAUGCUGGACUGAGGGGAAAAAAGAUUUAGAAAUUUGGUCAAAUUUGAAGCUUUCACUGCUAGGCCGUAUUGCUGCGAUAAAAAUGAAUGUAUUACCUAGAAUGUUGUUUUUGUUUCAAACAUUGCAAAUUUUGGACAAAAUGGAUUGCUUCAAGAAGUGGCAGAGAGAUAUUUCUAGAUUUGUCUGGCAGGGCAAGAAGCCUAGAAUAAAAUUUAAAAUACUAACGGACGCAAAGUAAAGAGGUGGAUUUGCCCUGCCAGACCUUAAACUUUAUUAUGAAUCAGCAGCUUUUUGCUGGCUGAAAGAGUGGCUACUUCUUGAAAACACAGACAUUUUGGAUUUAGAAGGUUUUAAUAAUGUAUUUGGAUGGCAUGCAUAUUUGUGGUAUGAUAAGGUCAAAGCACAUAAAGCAUUUAAAAAUCAUAUUGUCAGGAAAGCAUUGUUUAAUGUCUGGAUAAGAUACAAGGACCUACUUGAAAAUAAAACCCCAAGGUGGUUGUCACCGAUGGAAGCGAAGGCUCUGAAAAAGCUCAAUAUGGAGGCCAAAUGGCCGAAAUAUUGGGAAAUUUUGGAACAAGAGGGAGAUAAAUUGAAACUGCAGAGUUUUGAAAAACUAAAAAUAAAGUGCGAGAUUGGCUUCAUUAUUAUCAGAUAAUGGAGGCAUAUAAUUUGGAUAAGAAAAUUGGCUUCCAGGUGGAAAAAUCAAAAUUGGAAACAGAACUGUUAGAUUCCAAAACCAAGAUUUUGUCAAAGAUGUAUAACUUGCUGUUGAAAUGGAAUACUCAGGAUGAAACGGUGAAAUCUGCUAUGAUUAAAUGGGCACAAGAUGUUGGACAUAACAUAAUGAUGGCUGACUGGGAACAGUUAUGGACCACAGGUAUGAAGUUUACGGCAUGUAAUGCCUUAAGAGAGAAUAUUAUGAAAAUGAUUUACAGGUGGUACAUGACAUCAGUCAAGCUUGCAAAAAUCUAUCAUUUGCCCGAUAAUAAAUGUUGGAAAUGUAAAGAAACUGAAGGUACAUUCUUUCACCUUUGGUGGACGUGCCUAAGGAUUAAGGCUUUCUGGGAGAUGAUCUAUAAUGAAAUGAAAAAGGUAUUUAAAUAUACCUUCCUGAAGAAACCAGAGGCCUUUCUCCUGGGCAUAGUCGGCCAAUUGGUGCCAAAGAAGGACAGAACUUUCUUUAUGUAUGCCACAACAGCAGCAAGAAUUCUUAUUGCAAAGUACUGGAAGACACAAGAUUUACCCACUCUGGAAGAAUGGCAGAUGAAGGUGAUGGACUAUAUGGAACUGGCGGAAAUGACUGGCGGAAUCCGAGACCAGGGAGAAAAGUUGGUGGAAGAAGAUUGGAAGAAAUUUAAAGACUAUCUACAGAAAUACUGCAAAAUUAAUGAAUGUUAGAAUGAUGUUGGAUUGAAGUUAAAUGGUUUCUAGCCGCAAUGUUAUAAAGGAAUAUGUAAAAAUGGAUUGUUAACAGGUGAUAAUCUAAAGUUACAAUAUAUUAAGAUAAAAGAUUAAGAUAGAAUCAAAG
Podarcis lilfordi (Lilford's wall lizard) is the source of this 14272-nucleotide messenger RNA. NCBI's taxonomy places the organism in Eukaryota, Metazoa, Chordata, Lepidosauria, Squamata, Lacertidae. The record is from the annotation of a GenBank genome assembly.